Messenger RNA from Adineta steineri, 1284 nucleotides. The record is from the annotation of a GenBank genome assembly. Lineage: Eukaryota; Metazoa; Rotifera; Eurotatoria; Adinetida; Adinetidae.
AUGAAUAUUGAUCUAACGAAUAUUAUAGAAAAAGGUGAACAAUACAUUGUACAAGCAGUUUUUCAAGAUGAAGCACAUAAUUAUGAAUUAGCUAGACAAGCCUAUAUGGCCGCAGUAGAUUAUUUUAUACAUGCAACAAAAUAUGGAACUAUGAAGGAAGAAUUAAAGCAACAUAUACAUGUUAAUGUUGAAAAGUAUAUGAAACGAGCUGAAGAGAUCAAGAGAAUGAUGGAAAAUGAAACAUUAAUUGAUGAUACUAUGGAUUAUGCAAAUUUAAAAGAUAAAAUAAACAAUCAAGAUAUUGAAGAAAGUACAUAUGAUGAAAAUCUUAUACAAAAUACUAUUGUCACUGAUUCAAAAGUAACAUUUGAUGAUGUUAUUGGUUUAGCAUUUGCUAAGACAGUAUUAUUGGAAACUGUUAUCUUGCCUGCUAAAUAUCCAAAACUUUUUCAAGAUAAAUGUAAAUCAUCAACCUCUGUCUUACUCUAUGGUUCUGUUGGUAUUGGAAAAACUUAUUUAGCUACAUCGAUUGCUAAUGAAUGUAAAAUUAAAUUUAUUUCUCUGAAUGCAUGGGAGUUACAAUCAAAAUUUAUUGCUGAACCUGAAAAAUUAAUUAGAAAGAUAUUUGAAUUAGCUCAUCAACAACAACCAUCUAUUUUGUUCAUUGAUGAUAUCGAUAGUUUGUCUAAACAAAAUACUGAUACAGAUGACGACAGAUUUCAACGUAUAAAAACAGAAUUUCUAAUUCAAAUAGAAAAUAUAGAAAAGGGCAAUACGAAUACUUUUCUUAUUGCUACCAGUACUAAACCAUUUGAACUUGAUGCAACUAUUCAACGAAAAUUUGAAAAGCGAAUAUAUAUUCCACUACCUGAUAUCAAUGAACGUGUAGCUAUGCUAAAGAAAAUUUUUGAUUCAAAUAUUAAUCAUACUAUUAAUGAAAAUGAAUGGAUAGAAUUAGCAGAAAAAACUGAAAACUAUUCUCCUGCUGAUAUUACAGUUAUUUGUCAUGAAGCCGUAAUGGCACCAAUUCGUCAAUUAGUUUCAGCAACGCAUUUUAAACAAACGGCAAAUCCAGAAUCUAACGGACCUCCUCAACUUUGGUUUAUUUGUUCAUCAGACGAUGCAGAUGCUAAAGUAAUCAACUUGAAUGCAGUUAAGUCUAAUGAAUUGUAUAUACCUCCAGUAACUAUGUCAGAUAUGUUGACUGCACUUGAUAAAGUAAAACCUACAACUACUCAAAAUGAUUUAAUCGAAUAUCAACAAUUUUCUAAAGAUAAUUCAUAA